AUGUCUCGUGUCACCGGUGACUAUGAGCAAUCUGAUGGUCCUCCGUGGCUAGAGUCUCAGUGGUCGCCGUCUUUGACCCAGGUUUGCAGCGUGUGGCGCCGGGUUGCUCUCAAUGCACCCGCCCUGUGGACCUACCUGGACCUCACAAAACCGAAGCGAGCGCUAGCGUUGAGUCGAAGGUUCCCGAGGCAGCCUCUGCGUAUUAUGUAUAACGCCCUAGGUGCCUCGGGACCGGCUACGAUGAUUCUCGAUCUAAUCAUGACCGGAGGUGCCUCGCGCGUCGUCGACCUACGGCUCUCGUGCCGUCCGGAUGUUACCUUUGACAUCGCCUUGGGCAGCUUCGGGAAACAUGCCCCCGCGCUCACCAACCUCGACCUCGAAAUCCUACCUCACAGCGGUAUCAAACUUGCGGACGUGGACACCCUGCUCCGCGAGCUUCAGGCUCCCAACCUAUUGCGUGUGAGGCUGAAGCACCUCUCGAGCCCGGAGAUAUGGAGAACCUCUCAUCUCCUGCGGUGUUCUGGAUUGCGCAGCCUGUCCGUCGACUACGACUGGAAGGCAUCGUCUGCCACGAGGCCUACGCUUUCCGAGAUUCUGGACGUCCUGGGACAUCUUCAGUCCCUGGAACAUUUGCGUUUGGCAUCCUGUCUGGCGGAGGAGCCCACGACGGCCAUGGCGUCCGUCUGCAUAGCCUCGUUGCGCACUGUCGACCUGUCGGGAACCGUCCGCGCGUGCAUUUGUCUCCUCGCAGUGCUGCCCAUCUCCCAUCCCUAUCCGCGGCUCCGGCUGCAAUGCUUCGUGACCAGGGAGCGCGCCGCGGAGGCCGCGUUCGACCUCUGGGAUCUCGUCGACGCGUACUUCGAGCUGCCGGAACUGUCGAUUACCAUGAACAAGACAAACGACACAAUCACCGUCGCGGGGAGCGACCUGUCUCGGCCGGACCCCGGGUGGGCGUCCGUCGUGUUCGAAGGGCUCAGUGGUUCGCGGGAGUUUAACGAUCCUGUUGUGCUCGAUAUUUUCCGCGUUCUCAAGUGGUGCAUGCCGCGGUUCGGUGCGACGACGUUCGGGCUCUCCGGACGAUUCGCGCACGACUUCGGGAGGAGGAUGGAACUGAGGGCGAUGUUCGUCAACUGGCCCUCGCUCCGUCACUUGGACGUGUACGGCGACGAGGCUACCAUGACGUUGUUGGAUGCAAUUCGCACCACUAACAGAGCCCAAGCGGACCCGUCCCGAUCCAGCUGGGUGCUUCCGAAUCUGGCGUCGCUGAAGAUAUCGGGAGCCGUGAAGGAUGACCUCCUGCAACCAUGGUUCGAAGCGUGCCUUGCGGAGAUGGCCAUUCGAUGUCUUAUCAGAUUAGGACAGGACGCUCCGACUUUUCGAAUGGUUAUGUUUGUGUAUUGCUCGGGGAUAGAACCAGAGGAUCUAGAGGCGCUCAAAGAAAUAGUGCCGGAGGUAGAUAUGAUGUAG
Molecule: messenger RNA, 1467 nt
Organism: Punctularia strigosozonata HHB-11173 SS5
Lineage: Eukaryota; Fungi; Basidiomycota; Agaricomycetes; Corticiales; Punctulariaceae
Exons: 1
Coding region: 1-1467 (488 amino acids)
Source: RefSeq, a predicted model, not a curated record